Closterium sp. NIES-65 is the source of this 888-nucleotide messenger RNA. The record is from the annotation of a GenBank genome assembly. NCBI's taxonomy places the organism in Eukaryota, Viridiplantae, Streptophyta, Zygnematophyceae, Desmidiales, Closteriaceae.
AUGGCAAAAUUCAUCCAUCCCCCGUUUCUAGCUGUAUUGGUUAUGCUCGUCUGCCUCUCAAUGCUUCCUCCCGCAUUCGCCGCUGGGCCGGUGCGCAUCGCUCGCACGCUACAGGCUCAAGACGUAUACACUGGACAGCGACAGCUGCGCCGCGACCGUGCGCGAAAACUGACCGACGUCGUCAAUAGCGGCUCUCAGCCUCCCCUGCACAUGUUUGAAACGAAAUCCAUCUUCGACAAGGAGCGACGCGGGGAGUUCUCGGAGGAACAGCGCGAGCAGGUGGGCGGCGCCACGGCGUCGUCCGCCAUUCCCAUUCAAUACCACGGUGGACCCGUGAUGAGCGGCGAGACGCUGAACGUGUACUUAAUCUACUAUGGCUUCUGGCCCGCGGGAAUCGGGCAGGAUGUGAUCGAGAAUUUCAUACAAUCGCUGAGCCUAGGAAGCUCCGAUGAGCAGGGGGGACCCGGGGAUCCGAAACAUCCUUCCCGCCUACCCUCUUCUCCCUGUUCCUCUCUCUUCUUACGGUCUCCUCCUGCCUUCACCAAGCCAGACUGUCCUCCUCUCUUCCCCCUGUCCUCCUCUCUCCCCCCUGUCCUCUUCUCUCCCCCCUGUCCUCCUCCCUUCCCCCUGUCCUCCUCUCUUCCCCCUGUCCUCCUCUCUCCCCCCUGUCCUCUUCUCUCCCCCUUGUCCUCCUCUCUUCCCCCUGUCCUCCUCUCUCCCCCUCCUCUCUUCCCCCUGCCCUCCUCUCUUCCCCCUGUCCUCCUCUCUUCCCCCUGUCCUCCUCUCUCCCCCCUGUCCUCCUCUCUCCCCCCUGUCCCCCUCUCUUCCCCCUGUCCUCCUCUCUCCCCCCUGUCCUCCUCUCUCCCCCCUUUCGCCAACACCCUGUGA